AUGGCCGAUUUAGAUUUAGAAAAGAUUGUGCUAGUAGGAAGCAUGAAUCGCGAGCUUCUACAAUCCAUUUGCAAUAUUCUUGAUAUCGAUGAAGCGUGGGAGCAAAUUGCUCCACACAUGCCGGGAAUUCUAAUGAAGGAUAUUGAUGGAUGCAGAAGAUAUCAAAAAAUGAAUAAAAGUCCCACACUUUUAUUGCUUCGAAUAUGGUCUUCCAAAGGUUACACCACGGAUCAUCUUUAUCAACUGUUUGCAAAAACAAAAAUGGUCCGAUGCAUGAGGAUCAUAAUGCCAGCAGUAAGCGAACAUCUUCAUCAUUUGGAGAAGAGGGUGUUGAAUCCAUCGAAAAGUGCUCGAUCCUCGAAGCCGGCUAGCGUAGCAGCUUCAUCGGUGAAAGGGUCUUCCUACGCCACCAGAUUAUCGGAGCAGAGAAAACAGAAUGCUUCAACAACGCCAUCAUCAACAGCUAAUUUACAAUCAACGAGUCAAGCUCCUCUUCGAAUCGCCAUCGAAGGAACUCUACCGGUGUCCUAUGCCGACCUCGAGAUUGCGACCAAUUCGUUUUCGCCGAAAAAUAUUAUCGGCAAAGGCGGCUACGGAAUCGUGUACCACGGCGAUUUGCGUGGCACCGGCGCCGUCGCGGUGAAGCGCAUCGUCGCCAAAGCCGACAACUCGCCGAAUUGCUCGAAAAUCGAGAAGGAGCGCCUCAGGCAGAGUCUUCAAGAGCUUCGCACACUCGCAAGGUUUCGACACGAUAAUAUUCUUCCAAUUUACGCUUACUCACUAGAAGGACCCGAGCCUUGCCUAGUUUAUCAAUUCAUGGCAAAUGGCAGCCUUGAAGAUCGACUUUUGUGCCGAAAAGGAACACUGCCGUUGACUUGGACUCAGAAACACGAAAUUUCUUUGGGAGCCGCGCGAGGUCUCGAUUUUUUGCACACGUUUGCCAAAACGCCGGUGAUUCACGGCGACGUGAAAACCGCGAACAUUUUGCUCGAUAAGCACAUGGAGCCGAAAUUGGGCGAUUUUGGAUUGAGUCGAGACGGACAGAAAGAGAUUGACGUGCCUGAUAAGUGUCCGCUGAUCGCGUCGCAUAUCAAAGGAACGCUCGCUUAUUUGCCGCCCGAGUUUAUCACCUCGAAAAUAUUAUCGACGAAGCUUGAUGUUUAUAGUUUUGGCAUUGUGCUACUAGAAGUUGCUACGGGUCUUCGCGCUUAUUCGGAUACGCGUGAGCCGAGAGGAUUGAUCGAAUUUUGUCAAAAGCAUCGAGAGGACGCGAAUUUUGAUGUUGAUGAAUUACGAAGGAUGAUAAUCGAUAAGCGAACGCCGAAAUAUUCGAAUGAUCGCGAAAAUAAUUUAUUCGAAAUACUGAUUGAAUUGGGCUUAUCGGCUGGCCAGAAAGACCGCACAUUGCGUCCGCCAAUGUCAAAGAUUGUGGAUAUUUUGCAAACUUAUGAUAUUGCAAAACUUGCCGAAUUAUCUUUGGGUUGA
Molecule: messenger RNA, 1485 nt
Organism: Caenorhabditis bovis
Lineage: Eukaryota; Metazoa; Nematoda; Chromadorea; Rhabditida; Rhabditidae
Source: the annotation of a GenBank genome assembly